Molecule: messenger RNA, 1024 nt
Organism: Amphiprion ocellaris (clown anemonefish)
Lineage: Eukaryota; Metazoa; Chordata; Actinopteri; Pomacentridae
Product: cilia- and flagella-associated protein 20
Exons: 6
Coding region: 266-850 (194 amino acids)
Biological process (GO): cilium assembly; regulation of cilium beat frequency involved in ciliary motility; positive regulation of cell motility
Cellular component (GO): motile cilium; ciliary basal body
Source: RefSeq, a predicted model, not a curated record
UCUGUUCCGGAGCAACGCCAAAAUAGUGAAGACUUGACUACAGCUCUCUUUGUCUUUCGGCUUCUUUUAUAGAAAUGCGCAGUGUUGUCUAAAUAUCCAACGAAUCCGAAUUUUAUAUGACUCAAACAUUUUACUUUCUAGCAGCGGAUCCGAUUAGCUUGCACCGCACGGAACUAGUAAGUUGCAGACGGAAGCAAAAUCUGUCAACAAACGCUUCUCUUGUUUGAAACAGUAUGUGCGAAACAAAGACGUACUAAGCUCAAAUAUGUUUAAAAACACAUUCCAAAGCGGAUUUUUGUCCAUUUUAUACAGUAUCGGCAGCAAACCGCUUCAAAUAUGGGACAAAAAGGUGAGGAACGGUCACAUCAAGAGAGUCCCGGACAAUGACAUACACUCAAAUGUGUUGGAGGUUGAGGGAGCCAAUGUCAGCACCACCUAUAUUACAUGUCCUGCAGACCCCAAGAAGACACUGGGCAUCAAACUUCCUUUUUUGGUGAUGAUAAUUAAAAACCUCAAGAAAUACUUCACAUUUGAAGUUCAGGUGUUGGAUGACAAAAACGUUCGGCGGCGAUUUCGGGCGAGUAACUAUCAGAGCACGACCAGAGUGAAGCCGUUUAUCUGCACCAUGCCCAUGAGGCUGGAUGACGGCUGGAACCAGAUUCAGUUCAACCUGUCAGACUUCACCAGGAGGGCCUAUGGAACCAAUUACACGGAGACGCUGCGUGUACAGAUUCAUGCUAACUGUCGUAUAAGGAGGGUGUAUUUCUCAGAUAGACUGUACGCUGAGGAUGAGCUCCCAGCAGAGUUUAAGCUCUACCUGCCUGUCCAGAACCAGAAGGCCAAGCAGUAGAGUCUGUCAACCCACACUGUUCCCCCCGAUGUGAUGUGGAAUUCAGGUGUUAGACUUUUUCUGUGUAGAUGUGUAUGAUGAUCUUUAGAACACUGUGAUGCUGUUAUUUUGGAGGUAUGAGUUUAAAGUACCCUCUUGUGUUGCUUUCGGCACAAUAAAGCCUUUUUUAAUGGA